Thelazia callipaeda (thelaziosis nematode) is the source of this 1245-nucleotide messenger RNA. The record is from the annotation of a GenBank genome assembly. NCBI's taxonomy places the organism in Eukaryota, Metazoa, Nematoda, Chromadorea, Rhabditida, Thelaziidae.
AUGCUGUCAGAUGCACACGUUGCAUCAGAAACUGUCGAGGAAUCUUCUAAAAAAGAUUCUAAAACUAAUGCAACAAAAGUAUCAGCAAUUCCUAUAAAUACAAACUAUGUGAAGAAGAAACUUAUGAAUGUAACUAAUUCUCAAGAUCAAGAUCAAGAUCAGAUCGAUCCAUUAUUAAAAGUAAGACAAAUUACAACACCUGACAUGUGCGAUUCAUGUUGUUAUCGAAGUAAAGUUUCACAGAAUGCUAAGCUAUGCAAGGAAAAUGCUAGCAAUAAAAAGAAUGAAGUAAUAGUAGAUGAAAAUAUUGUUAAUGGCAAGGAUCAGAUGGAUUUAGUGCUUAAGAGUGAAAUAAAUCCGAAAGAGAUUGAGAUUAAACGUGAAAAAAGUCAAGAAGAUAAUAAGAGCAAAGCUGAAACUAAAGUUAAACAUUCAAAUGACUUAGCUAUUUGUGCACAAUUUGGACACAAGCGCCCUCUAACUUCCAGAAUCCCUGCAUUGGAUUUGUUUGUUAAGAACGAUCAGAAUCAGAUUCAUCUUGCUAAUCCAUUAAUGGGAAGCAAAUUAUCCUUCUUAAAAGCAGAUGAAUCAAUUACCACUGAUAAAAUUUUGGAUUCUACUGAUUUCGUUAAGAAUUAUUCUACAGUAAAUAGCAACAGUAUUUCUUCUGAUAUUAAAGAUUCUGCUUUCAACAAAGUUUGUAAUUCCAAGAUAGAAGCAAAUUCAACAGAAAAUAUGAAAUUAAACAAAGAAAAGCCAAGUUUAUCGCAAGAAAAAGUAGAAAUAGAAAUCAUAGGAGCGCUAGAAUCCUCAGAUAUGCAAAAUUUGCAAGUAGUAAAUUUGGUUCAGAAGUCAUCAAGAGAAGAUCUAUAUCGAACUGCUGAAUCUACGAAGCAUACAACCAGCAAAUUAACGGGAACAGAUUCAGUUCAGGAGGAAGAACAAAUAAAUUUAAUGCGAAAUCCUGAUGAAUCUGAUAUUACUAUUCUACAAACAAAUACUGAACUGCAAUCUGUCGAAAACGUAGAAAGUGUAAAAUCAAGCAACUUUUCUGUGACACAGAAUUUGAAUGAAGAUUCAAAGACUAUAAACGCUUCCUUAGGAGAUUCUGAUUCUGAUCAGGCUUGUUUUUUGAUUUCAAUAUUCUUGAAAAGAGGCUUUUAUGGUAUAACUAAGAUGAUCAUUUUAAUCUUUAAAUCCAAAAAUACAUUAAGCUUUAUUGCUUGUUACAGAAGUCACAGAUAG